Aedes aegypti (yellow fever mosquito) is the source of this 1479-nucleotide messenger RNA. RefSeq lists its product as uncharacterized. The transcript has 3 exons. Bases 236 to 1264 code for a protein of 342 amino acids. The record is from RefSeq and is a predicted model, not a curated record. Lineage: Eukaryota; Metazoa; Arthropoda; Insecta; Diptera; Culicidae. Gene Ontology annotation, molecular function: protein binding; nucleic acid binding.
AGCUGCAAACGAAACGUGUUUUGCGAACUUCAGUUGAUUUUGUGUUUCCUUUUGCAAAAUUUAUACAUCUGCCGGGGCUCUGAACAAAGGGUCUCGCAGGUAGAAAGUGAAAGAAGUGUGUUCGAGCGAGAAUUUGCAUCGAAAAGAACACGUUUUUUUCCCGACCGAAAGUGAAGGAAGGAUCUGUCUGCGACAGAUUGCGGUCGCCGAAGUGAUCCAUUGAAGUUUGGGAAAAAUGAGUCGUCGUGGUCGGGGACGUGGUCGUGGUCGAGGAGGUGCCAACCGAGGUCGUAAUCGCAAUCCAGCUCCUCCGCACAAUAAUUGGGACGACCUUGGGAAUUUCAACACGUCGAGUGACAGCGACGAAGAUACGGAUUUGAUCAACGGUUUGGCGCUGAUGGAGGCCCUGAAUCAGAUGCGAGGAGGCUUUUCGGGAAAGUCCCACUUCGGAAUGGGGCCGGAUCCAAGCGAUUCGGACGAACGAAUUUUCCACACCGAGGAUGGCUUCCCGGUCAACACUAUCUAUGCGAGUUUCACCCAGAAUCCGGAAUCGAUAACGGAAGCAGUGGUACGCAAGAUGUUCGAACAGUUUGGCCGCGUCAAAAGCGUCCGGAUUCACACCAAUCAGAACAACAACUUGUACGACGAGGGAGGAGAUGUGGCGAGUGGCGGCGGUGGCGGAGGACGACCCAGCAGACGCGGAGGUUAUCGCCGGAAUAACCGGAACGACAGAAUCAUCCGGUACGGGUUCAUCUCAUACGAACGGUGCGAGGAUGCUGCCAAGUGCUUGCAGAAGAAAAUUAUCCUCAAGAAACGAUGCUACGUGGCUCCGGCUGACAGCUGGCACCAGGAGGCCUACCACAAGAAAAUGAAGGAGACGGAACAAGGCGAUAAAGAAUCGAAAGACUUGGAUGCUGCUGGCAGCUCUGGAACUGGAGCUGCUGAAGGGGCAUUGGAGCCAUCAAAGACUGCCGAAGCGGAUCUCAACAGUAGCGUCAAAGCGGAUAGUGUCCAUUCCACCGAUGCAGAACCGGAAGGUAUGAACAUUCUACAUCUGAACGACGAUUGCUUGUUGAUGAUUUGCGACUAUCUUGAGCUCAUGGAUCUAUUGGCACUGAAGAAAUCCUGCUCCCGAAUGGAAAGCAUCACAGCGGAAACGUUCAAACGGUACAAGAUUUUGGACUUUGACAUCGACCCCAUGGAUAAGAAGUACCUCACCUUAUUGGAUGCCAAAAACAUUCUCACGGAAACGGGCCUUACGUAGAACAUCUGUUCAUUGCUAGGGAUCGGUUUUUGAAGCCCAGUGUGAGGAUCCUCAAUUUAAUACCUCGCUAUUGUCCUAAUUUGAAGGAACUGGACAUCAACGAUUUUUCGAUAAAACCUAAGACUCUGAGCGGGUUCGAUGAAGUGUUUAAAUCUCUCGAAGGACUGACGCUAGUGGCAUGCAGUAUCGAAGAUACGAUCGGACGAAGUUUGAAA